AUGUCUGUUACUACAGUUUCUGGAUUCAAUAGCAAGAGUCAUGAUGCAAGAAUAACUGGGUUGAAAGGCACCAAUUCCGCAAGAUGCAGAAGCAUCACAAAGAAUAUGAUCGCAAAAGACACUUUAGGUAACACUUUUGAAGUUCCUGAUUUUACCAUAAAAGAUAUUUUAUCUGCGAUCCCCAAAAAGUGCUAUGUGCGCUGUUGGUACAGAGGAAUGUUGUACAUAUUUCGAGACUUCUGCUGUUGCUUUUUGUUCGGAAUAGUGGCCAGAAAUAUAAUUCCGCUUAUUCCUAUAAAAUUUAUAAGAGGGUUGGCGUGGGUUUUUUACUCGUUUUGUGUCUCGCUUCCAUACACGGGUUUUUGGGUAAUGGCUCAUGAAUGUGGUCAUCAAGCAUUUUCUCCUUAUGGUUGGCUUAAUGACACGACAGGUUGGAUUCUUCAUUCGUAUCUUCUUGUUCCAUACUUCUCCUGGAAAUACUCUCAUGGAAAGCAUCAUAAGGCCACAGGUCAUAUGAGCAGGGAUACCGUUUUUGUUCCAGCCACAAAGAAAGAGUUCUUGCAAAGAAGAAAAGUCCUUCAUUUAUCCGACAUAGCAGUUGAUACCCCUCUAUACACUUUAUACGUUAUUCUUGUUCAGCAACUUGGUGGGUGGAUCUGGUACUUGUUAACCAAUGUCACUGGACAGAAAUAUCCUAAUUAUUCAAGAUUUAGUGUUUCCCAUUUCAACCCUAAUGCUCCAAUUUUUGAGAAAAAAGAUUAUUGGUACAUUGUUCUAUCAGAUAUAGGUGUCCUUACCCAGCUUUUUGUGCUUUAUAACUGGAUCAUCUAUUUUGGCAGCUUCAGUGUAUUGGUAAACUGGUUUCUUCCAUAUUUAUUUACUAAUCAUUGGUUGGUUUUUAUAACCUAUUUGCAGCACACUGAUUUUUCUAUGCCACAUUAUCUGGAUAAUGAGUGGACUUUCUCUAGGGGUGCAGCUGCCACUAUCGAUAGAAACUUCGGAUUUAUUGGUCCUUUUUUUUUCCAUGAUAUAAUUGAGACACAUGUUCUACAUCAUUAUUGUUCUAGAAUUCCAUUUUACAAUGCGAGAAUUGGCACGGCUGCUAUCAAAAAGAUUAUGGGAAAUUAUUACCAGCAUUCGAAUGAAAAUAUGUGGAAGUCGUUGUGGAAAGUAUCCAGAUACUGCGAAUUUGUAGAAGGAAAAAAUGGUGUUAUGAUGUUUCGCAACCAUAAUGGAGUUGGAUUGAAACCUGAAAACUGA
Brettanomyces bruxellensis is the source of this 1260-nucleotide messenger RNA. RefSeq lists its product as uncharacterized. NCBI's taxonomy places the organism in Eukaryota, Fungi, Ascomycota, Pichiomycetes, Pichiales, Pichiaceae. Gene Ontology annotation, molecular function: oxidoreductase activity. The transcript has a single exon. Bases 1 to 1260 code for a protein of 419 amino acids. The record is from RefSeq and is a predicted model, not a curated record. Gene Ontology annotation, biological process: lipid metabolic process.